UCGAAAAUUCAUAUUUUGCUUUUCAUUGGUUGAGUUCUUCCCGAAUCGCGCCACUUCCCGAAUCUCAAAGCCCACGAUGCUCCUCAAAACUUCGACACCUCUCCAUCUCCUCCUCCUCCUCCGUCUCCGGCGCUCCCUCUCCGCCGUCGCCGUCGCCACCUCCACCGCCUCCGCCCACGCUCUUCCUUCUCCCCAAGAGAACCCCUACGGCCUCAUGAAGAACGACGCCAUUGAUACCCUCUCGAAGCUCUGGGUUCGCUCCUUCUCCCACCCCUCUUCCUCGUUCCCCAACCUCUCCGGCUUCCUCAGCGACUUCGAUCUCUGGAUCCUCGCGUACCAGCGCUCCUGCGCCCACUUCACCGGCUCCUUCCCCCCGACCGCCGCCAUCCAACUCCCCCACCUCCGUUCCCUCCUCUCCCUCCGCCUCGCCGUCAUCUCUCGCCCUCGCUCCUUCACUUGGGGUGCCGCCACCAACCUCCUCCUACGAUCGCCCGCCGAUCCCCCCUCCACUCGCCCUUUGUCCCGCCGUAAGCUCCACGCCCUCCUCUCCUCCGCCCCUCCUCCCUUCCAGGACCGCGUCGUUCAGGAGCUUCUCCUUCUCUUCCUGGAACCCCUCUUUGAGCCCAAGUUCUCUCCCAAGUCCCACGCUUUCCGCCCCGGCCGCAAUGCUCACACUCUCCUCCGCACUAUCCGCUCCCACUUUGCUGGCUAUCUCUGGUUCCUCAAGGCCGACCUCAGUCACGUCAGUGAUAAUUUCAGCCCCGAUAUCAUCGUUGGAUGCUUGGAGAAGGUCGUCAAGGACAAGAAGGUCCUCAGCCUGAUCAAAUCCGCUCUCAAGACUCCCGUAAGAGCCGGAACUCAGGAUGCAGACAAGGUGUUUGAUAAAUUGACCAAGAAGAGGUUGAAGAGAAAGGUGAUGAGGAUGUGCAGAAAAAAGAAGGUUUUGAAGGAUAAUGAGCCGAAACCGGACCCUUACUGGCUUAGGACAUUCUUUAGCUUUGCUCCGGAGGAAGCUGCCAAUGUGCCCAACUAUGCUCAUUGUGGGAUUUUGAGCCCAUUGCUUGCCAAUGUAUGCCUGAAUGAAUUGGAUCAAUGGCUGGAGGAUAGGAUGGAUAAGUAUUUUAGGCCAUCAAAACUGGAUUCUAUAUGGAGGGAGUCUGCUGAUGAUGGUUGCCAUAAUCCUGCUUGGCCGGAAUUUGUGCCAUCUAGUGGAAGGGAGAAGACUAGGAGGAUGGAUUUUGUCCGGUAUGGUUCCCAUGUUUUGAUUGGAAUUCGAGGACCCAGAGAGGAUGCUGUUGAGAUCAGGAAGGAGAUUAUGGACUUCUGUGAGACUAAAUUUGGGAUUAGACUUGAGAAUUCAAAGAUUGAGAUUGAACACAUUACAAGGGGAAUUGAGUUCUUGGAUCAUGUGAUAUGCCGGAGAGUGAUACAUCCCACUCUUCGAUACACAGCAACAGGUGGGAAGAUUGUGAGUGAGAAAGGGAUCGGGACAGUUCUCUCUGUGACCGCAAGCAUGCAACGGUGCAUGAAACAGUUCAGAAAGCUCGAACUUCUCAAGGGAGAUAACGAUCCAGAGCCAUUGCCAUGUACACCAAUGCUUUACUCGGGCCAGGCUCAUACCAAUGCCCAGAUGAACAAAUUCCUCGAGACUAUGGCAGAUUGGUAUAGAUAUGCAGAUAAUCGCAAGAAAGUUGUCGGCUUUUGUGCAUAUGUAAUAAGAAGCUCUCUUGCUAAGCUUUAUGCUGCAAGAUAUAGACUGAAAUCUCGUGCCAAAGUAUAUAAGAUCGCUUCCCGUGAUCUGAGCAAACCUUUGAAUGAGGUUACUAGGAAUGAUGCUCCAGAGUAUUCUGAUCUUUUGAGAAUGGGACUGGUUGAUGCUAUCGAUGGUGUUCGAUUCUCACAUAUGUCUUUGAUUCCAUCAUGUGAUUACACUCCAUUUCCUAGAAACUGGAUACCACACCAUGAAAUGGUUUUGCAAGAGUAUAUCAAAUUGCAAGAUCCAAAGUUCUUUUAUCAACUCUACAAGUCUGUCAAACAGCAGGAUUUGAAUCCACCUCAAGAGGAUAUAUCAAAAACCGUGUGGGAUUAUAAGGUUCGUGGUGUUCAUGGGACUAAAUCCCUUGAGAAUUUAAAGCAACCUGCAAGUUCUGUUAAGUUGAACAGCAAUAGUGAACUUCUAUGACCAUUUAAGUAAGCUUUACAUGAACUAUAAGAAUUUGUUCAUUCCUCUGCCCAUUUGUAUGGGUAUAUAGUAACAACUAACAACUUUGAUUGGAGAUGUAGCUUUGGGGUCCUGAGCUCAAGCUAUAUAUAUAUAUAUAUUUUUUUGGUUCUCUCUGUUUGUCUUUGCAUUGGCUCAAACCAUGUUUGGAUGAGCUUGGAACCAGAGAUGAGAAUCAUGCCUUGAUGUUGUUGAUCUAAUGAUCCAUCAAAGCAAAACGAGACUAGGAACGGUUUGAUCCGAGUGAUAGAUGCUUGAAUUGCUUAAGCAAAUCACACAAAGUUCAGGUGUGCGCAUGGCUGAAAAAUUAAUGUUUGGCCAUCCAUCUUCACUCAAUGACACAAUUUAGAUGGCAAGUCUGCAUCCAUAACUGAUA
Messenger RNA from Dioscorea cayenensis subsp. rotundata (Guinea yam), 2597 nucleotides. Its product is annotated as nuclear intron maturase 1, mitochondrial. The record is from RefSeq and is a predicted model, not a curated record. The transcript has a single exon. NCBI's taxonomy places the organism in Eukaryota, Viridiplantae, Streptophyta, Magnoliopsida, Dioscoreales, Dioscoreaceae. Gene Ontology annotation, biological process: mRNA processing. Bases 77 to 2182 code for a protein of 701 amino acids.